Messenger RNA from Aspergillus pseudoviridinutans, 1071 nucleotides. RefSeq lists its product as uncharacterized. The record is from RefSeq and is a predicted model, not a curated record. The transcript is spliced from 2 exons. The coding region runs from base 1 to 1071 and encodes 356 amino acids. NCBI's taxonomy places the organism in Eukaryota, Fungi, Ascomycota, Eurotiomycetes, Eurotiales, Aspergillaceae.
AUGAAGACAAUUCGUAUAGUACGGCCAACGAUCUCGAUACUGGCUGUUCUGAGUCAGUUGCAACUAUCAGCUGCAACACCGCUGGAGUUCGACGAGGGCAGUCUCGAGAAGCGCUGCGCAAACCCUUGCGGCUAUUACAGUCAGCUAUGCUGCACAUCCAGCCAGACCUGCGGUACCAACAGUCAAGGACAAGCAGUUUGUUUGGACUCGUCGGGCGGCGGCAGCGGCGGAACUUGGGAAUACUAUACCACUACCUACGUUACCACCGAGGCGGAUACUAAAACGAUUACUUCUACAUGGAGUAGCCUGCUCCCUACCGCGACAAGCUCAACCAGUUGCAGGACCGACCUCGGCGAAACGGCUUGCGGCAAUACAUGCUGUGGUGCUGCAUAUGUCUGCGCCAAUCAUCAGUGUAUUGUGGGAAGUUCAUCGAUGUGGGUAACAGCCACUGCGACACCUCCAGUACGGGGAACGACCCAGUCGACUAUGACCCAGACUGCAACUGCGACGACCACACAAGGUUUCAUUGCACCUGUGGGAACAGACGGCGCAACUUUGAUAGGAGUCCAUGCUGCCGGAGGAGGACUGAGCGGUGGCGCUAUUGCGGGUAUAGUCAUCGGCGUAAUUGCUGGCGUCUUUAUCCUGCUCCUGCUAUGCGCCUGUCUGUGUUGCAAGGGAGCUCUGGACGUCCUGUUCGCCUGCCUUUGUCCUGGUAGACGGAAGAGAAAGGAUACCACGUAUGUCGAAGAGCGAUACCAUCACCAUGCGCACGGAAGCAAACCCGAAGGGCGUACCUGGUUUGGCACUAGGCCAUCCGCCUCAGAAGGAGGCGAAAAGAAGUCCAAAUGGGGAAGUCUGGCUACCAUUGGCAUUAUACUCGGCGCUCUUGCGCUGUGUCUAGGCUUGAAGAGGCGCAAGGAUGAAGACGAGAAGAGUGAUUACACUUACCCCAGCUCUUACUAUUAUUACUCUGACUACUACACGAGCGCAAGUAGCGAAAGCUCGGAUAGGCGAACGAGAGACACAAGACGAUCCAGAAAUUCUCGCCCGCCGCGCUCACGACGAUCAUGA